AUGCGUCGGCCGCGGCGGCAUCGCUGGCUGACAGUGUCGGUGUUCUUCAUCGCCUACUCGGUGCUGCAGGCCGUGUUCACGUCGUCCAACGCCUCGGAGCCCUUGGAGCCCCUGGAGGCUCCCGAAGCGAGCGAGAAGACCACGCCGAUGCCUGAUGUUAAGGAGGAAACUGCUAGUAAAGGCGAUGUCGGCGUUGAUGUAGAGUUGACCAGUCAAAAGGCGACUGAGAGGGAUCCAGGCGAGAGUGAGGAGGAGACCUCUUCGGAACGAGGGGAGGAGGACGAAGACAAGAAGACUUCUAAAGAUGCUGGGUACAAUGAGGAUGAGGAGAUGACAAAGCUCCGAGAGAAAGAAAGCAAGGCGGCGCAUAAGGCUCUUAUUCCCACCGUCCACCCCCUGAGGAAAGACUGCACCCCGCCUGCCAUUGAACAGUUCCCCAAACCACUGAUGGGCCAGAACGCUCGCAAGCACGGCGGGCUGAUCCUGCACAUCCUGGUGGCCGUCUUCACCUUCAUCGGACUCGCUAUCGUGUGCGACGAGUACUUCGUCUCCAGUCUGGACAGGAUCUGCGAAGAACUCCAGCUAGCUCCCGACGUGGCCGGUGCUACCUUCAUGGCUGCCGGCAGUUCCGCGCCCGAGCUGGCCACCGUCAUCAUCGGAGUCUUCUGCGCUCAGGAUGAUAUCGGUGUGUCAGGCGUGAUCGGCUCUGCAGUGUUCAACAUAAUGUUCGUGAUCUCAGUUUGCGCGCUGUGCGCCGGCACCGUCUCGCACCUCAACUGGUGGCCGCUGUGCCGCGACUGCUUCUUCUACGCUCUCUCCAUCCUCGUCAUGCUGUGCACGAUCUGCAAUGGAUUCGUUUCUUGGCCCGAAGCCCUGUUCAUGCUGAUCAUGUACGGCGUGUACUGCAUCGCGCUGCGCUUCAAUACGGCGCUGGAGCGCUGGGCCAUGACGCUGCCGCUGCCCUUCAAGCUGCCCACCAGGGAGGAGCAGGCUGCUCUGGUCACUUACAAGAGCGCUGUCGGCGCUCCGCCCGCGUCCGCGCCAGGCGUCGAGGGCCAGUACACCCAGAUGGAAGGGCAGACCAAAGAGACGCCCCUGCAGAACCCCCCACCUUACAAUCCUGAUGCGGCGUAUGAUAACGUAGCGUACAACGCGGACCCGGCCCAAAUGUGGGACCCGAAUCAGGAGUGGGACCCCAACACUGCGUGGAGUAGCGAUCAGCCGCAAGCCGUCGCAGCCCCGGCGAUGAGCUGGGGCGCGCACGCGCAGUCGGUGACGUCACCCGAGCAGCCGCAGCAACAACAGCAACAACAACAGCAGCAGCAGCAGCCGCAGCAACCACCACAGCCCGCCGCCGCGCCUGCGUACUACAAGGCCAAGGAGUACAACCCCGAGACCGCCGUCAACCCUCUCGUCAAGCCGAUUGGAGCCAACCCAAUGCAGUUGGCCUGCUGGUACGUGGCGUACCCGAUCCACUGGUCGUGCCGGCACACCAUGCCCGACUACCGCGGCCGCUGGUACCCCGUCACCUUCAUCGUCUCCAUGCUGUGGAUCUCAUUCUACUCCUACUUUAUGGUGUGGAUGAUCACUAUCAUCGGCUACACGCUGGGCAUCCCGGACACGGUGAUGGGGCUGACGUUCGUGGCGGCCGGCGUGUCCGUGCCCGACGCGCUCUCCUCGCUCGCCGUCAUCAAGGAGGGGUAUGGCGACAUGGCGGUGUCCAACGCGGUGGGCUCCAACGUGUUCGACAUCCUGGUGUGCCUGGGGCUGCCGUGGUUCAUCCAGACCGCCAUCAUCCAGCCCGGCAGCCACGUCAACGUCAUCAGCAAGGGUCUCAUCUACUCCACCCUGUCCCUAUUCUCCACGGUGGUGUUCCUGGUGGUAGCCACCCACGCCAACGGCUGGAAGCUGGACCGCAAGUACGGCGCCGUGCUGAUGGUGUGGUACUUACUCUUCAUCACCCUGGCCAGUCUCUACGAGCUGAACGUCUUCGGAAUGUUCAACCCGCCCGACUGCAUCUCUAGCUACUAAAUAGUUAACUUGUAGCGGUUGUUUUUUGGCCUUUGAUAAGUGACAAGUUUGAAACCACCUAAAGCCCGAAAAUGUUUUGAAUAACA
This is a messenger RNA of Ostrinia nubilalis (European corn borer), 2117 nucleotides long. RefSeq names its product probable sodium/potassium/calcium exchanger CG1090. Gene Ontology annotation, cellular component: plasma membrane. The record is from RefSeq and is a predicted model, not a curated record. The coding region runs from base 1 to 2031 and encodes 676 amino acids. Gene Ontology annotation, molecular function: calcium channel activity; calcium, potassium:sodium antiporter activity. Gene Ontology annotation, biological process: intracellular calcium ion homeostasis; calcium ion transmembrane transport. NCBI's taxonomy places the organism in Eukaryota, Metazoa, Arthropoda, Insecta, Lepidoptera, Crambidae. The transcript is spliced from 15 exons.